GAGGGAAUAUGGCUCCGAGGUUUUUCAUAAUGUCGGUCCGGAUAUGCUGUGUGUGAGCUUUCUAAACUUGGGUCCUAUUCUGAAGGGUUAGUUAGCCUACACUCCAAUCACACGAUUAUGCUUUGCAGAUGUUGUGCUCUAAUCAUUGAUGAACACUUUGGAAUCUCAGGGUUAAAGCCGUAUGUCUGAAAUUUAUAUUGCUAUCUUUCCAUGGAAGGGUAGGAUGAUGGGGCAGUUCAUGCAGAACCGGUCUCGUCGAUAUUCGAUUACCACAAAACAGUCGCCUUGACAAGCCGCUGGUCCACAAUCACACGAUUCAUUCUAAAUCUGUGUAUCUCAUCGUCCACGUGAGAAGAAGAAGAAGAAGAAGAAGAAGAAGAAAACAGCGUUGAUAGGUACUGCUCAAUUACGAGACCUGUGACAAAGCUCGAGAGAUUCCUUGCUCUGGAUAGUUAUCUUGCUCAAACCCGUCGAUGCACAGCGAGGUUGAAUGGAUCUGCCACCAGAGCCUGACGCCGUGUGGUCGUGCCACCAUGCAAACAAGCGAUGAGGAGACAUCGACUGGGUACUGGCUGUCGAUCGCCCUGGUGGUACAGUCGAACGGGGUUCCAGUGCUGUACAAAGGUUCCGUUAUCUGAGGGAGCUGUAGCGAACAAGUACUGGGUUCACCAGUUUUCACCCCUAGUAAUAGUAGUAGGUGAGGCGGGUGGUGUGAGACGGGAAAUGACCGUGGGGGUGGUCAGGAGAUCAAAACAAUCCUGUGACAGUCCGAUCGUAGACCACCACAUUGGCAUUUGUGCAGGGCGUGUACAAGUGUAAGUUUUGCUAGGUGGUGCCCCCAUUGUCAGAGCGUGGGACCGUCCAUGGCCAUGGGGCUCUAGGCCUAGCAAGCCUGUAUAAGGAGUGACAAGAAUUCACUUAAGACAGAACGCCUUCGACGUCAAGGUAUCCCUGCAAAUGUGUGCGUGCGUCUGCGCGUGUGUGGUUUUGUGUCGUUCAGAGAGCUGGAGGUCGGGAGAGAGAAGGCGAACUGAGCUUGUGCCAUGUCAUUGAAGAAGGAAGCCUAAAAUAUUUGAACAGUUUUCGAGCUUUGUACACGCCAUCACGUGCUGCAGGCUAUGGUCUGAUGUCCUGUAGUUUAGAAUUGCGGUGAUUCUCGUGUCUGGGUUCGGCAGCUCGAGUGGUUAGUCUCUUUGAGGUUAGUAUAGACCUCAAUGCUCUCAUUGCGACUAGCUGAGAAAAUCCUCAAACAACUGCCUCUUCUCGGAAGAGUUACGCUGAGGCUUUAGAUGUUGGUGUGGUUAGAAGAAUAAUCAGAGGAAUAGUAUUCAGAAGCUUGACCACCGAGGAAAUUUAAGCAAAGGUUGACGUUCACUGCAACUAGUCUUGAAAGUUCUGCAAAGUGAGGAUUAAGUUGAGCGCGUGUGAUGGCGGGGCAAUACUUCUACGAUCCCCGACCUUUUUACGGGAUCAACGGCCACAGUGGCCUGUUGCCCUUGGAUGAGGUAUUCCAUGGAAGGUACGAGCCUGUACCCUACUGGCUAGAUCAGCGAAUGACGUCUCUAUCCUUUGAGGAUAGUUACUACCCUAGCCAGAAACAAAUGAUGACCGCACCCCUAAGGCCAGAAAUGCAACAAUACAUCCACCGGGAGGAUAACCUCAUGGCGUACAAGAGGCCGGAGGUGAGGGACGACAUCUACACCGACAUGUACAAGCGGCCGCAGCAAAUGAUGAGGCCCGAGGUGCAAGAUGACAUAUACAUGGACAUGUACAGGCGCCCCCAGCAAUUACAUGCAGUGCCUAGUGGAUACCGCGUGUAUCCCGAGAUGAAGUUUCUUCGCGGACAGUCGCAAGAUGAUAUGUGGCUUCAUUUCAGAACUCCAAUGAGCGGAAAAUCUCAAAACCAGUUCACUGGCAGAGGUCUGGAGUCGCAGGGGAUGAUGGUUCGCAACGGUCCCGUGCAAUCGAGACAGUCAGAGGCGUCAAUGGGCCCAAUGCCUAGCAGAGAUAACGGCAGCGACCAGUACCGGCAUUCGGAGAUGACGAUGACCAGCCAGAUGAACAAAGGCCAGAACAAUGGCGGAGAACAAGUAUUGACUCGGCAGAUGGAGAUGCCAAUGAACAACAGACCCAAUAAUGGCAACAACAAUCAUAGCAACAAAUUGAUGAACAUGUCCAGCAACCAGGGCGGUAAUGAUCACAAGAGCUGGAACAACGGCGACGAGAAUUCGAGUAGAAAAUCCCAAGGACAAGGUGGCCAAUCUGUGCACUCGAAUGGAAACCAAGGCAACUUGAAGCAGCGCGGGUUCUCCCAGCAUGACCAGAGCGCGAACGACGACGACGACGACGACGAGUACGAAAUGGGAAGCACUGGCCGUAAGACAGGUUUCAACAACGGGGACAGUUUCCAGCACAAGGGAGAAAUGCAGCAGCACUCAAGCAACAAGAAUGUCGGCAACCAAAGCUACAGCUCACCGCAGACUCUAUCGAAGCCCAAAUCCUGCAGGCAAGGGCAAUGCGACACCCAGCAAGUUCACGAUCACAACCUUUCAGGCCAAAAACAAAGCAAGACGAGCCACAAGUCCCACCAAGACGGAUGGGACAGCUCGUCGGAUGACGACGAGAGCUACAAGUACACGAAAAAAGCCUCCAAAGGGCAGCACAAUCAAGGAACCACCAAUUUCCAACACAGCGGCCACGGCAAUGGCCAUGGAAACAAGGAACAAUUCAGCCUCCAGAACCACGGUCAGCAAGCCAAGCAAUCUGUUGUAAUUUUGUUGAUGCAGCAGUACAGCACCAAUCAAUCGAAAUGCGUGGAGCUCAAAGUUCCUAUUUGCUGCGACAAUUGCGAACGGAAAUUGAGGAAUGCCUUCGAAUACAUGGAUGGUGUAGAAAAUGUGCUGUGUGAUCAAUGGAGCAGGAAGGUGAUCGUCUAUGGUAACGUGACGGCCGACAGCGUGCUCAAGAAGGUGAGGCGAGUGAAGAAGGCUUCCGAGUUGUGGCAACAGCCGAAGCAACUACAGCACCAGAUCCGGGCAUACUAAGAAGCCCCACACGGAUUUCUCAACAUCAACCUCUGCGCCUCGAAAGCUCCGCCGUGUACAUAUACAUCAACAACCCACCAUCUCCGCUCCCCCCCCAAAAAAACCAUUAUAGUUUCCACGCUCGACAGUGGACAGGCGAGUGAAGGAAGGCUUUUCUCUCUGUAGCUGCGACAAGAAGUGAGAGCAGCAGCAGGUGCAACAACACCAGCAAAUAAAAAACGGAUCCGGCCUCACUUUUGAAGAACCCGGAAAUUCAAAAAAACUCCCACCCCGCCUCGGAAGCUCCGCCUGUGUACAUGCUUUAACCCCCUCCAGCUUCUCAGCUUUGAUUUCAUCAUAUUAGGUUACGUGCUUGAUGAGUUUUACACGAUUUGAGGAUUUUUUUGACAUCAUAUCCAGAACUCUCAUUUGUAUUUUAGUUUGUUUAGGAUGAGUUGUGGCCAUUAGUCUGAGAGAAGAAGAAAAAUAAUAAAACACAACAAAUCAAAAAAAAUUACAAAAUACAAAAUACAAAAAAACUACACAACAAAAGCUGCUUCGAAAAUUGUAUAGUCUUCAUCAAUAAUGGGGAGUCUCAGCAAACGCAGAUAAUAUUGUGAUUUCGUAGUUAGUUUAGAGUAGAGUUGGCACUUUAGAGCUGCCUGAUAUUCGACUGUUAGUAACAUAUAAAGUGGGCCUCCCCGCUGGCUUCAUGAGGCUCACAUUGAGCUACUGUUAUUAUUUGUUAGUUUGCACAGUUUGAGAAAUAACACCAAACAUCUGAAAAAAUCGGAAAUUACAUCUUCGCUUUAGCUUCAA
Molecule: messenger RNA, 3842 nt
Organism: Physcomitrium patens
Lineage: Eukaryota; Viridiplantae; Streptophyta; Bryopsida; Funariales; Funariaceae
Molecular function (GO): metal ion binding
Source: RefSeq, a predicted model, not a curated record